GGCAUCUUCUCCGGCAGGGAGGAGUCUACGCGGUUCUACCGCUUGGCCUUACGACAGCAUACUCUCAGAGCAAUAAUUUUUGCAGAGAAGGCAAAGCGCAACGAUCGGAACCCGCUGCGCUUCUCUCCCAGCCAAGUGACCCAGCAGCUGUGAGGCCUCGAGGGAGCAAUAACAAUUUGGCGUCGCCCCGGAUCAACAGCGCGUAGCGCCGCGCGAGCCGUUUUAAAAGAAAACAGAAGGAUGGACCAGCUCGUCGAGGCCGCGACGGCCGAGAUCCGCCAGGGCGCCGUCGACUACGGCAAGAACCUCGAGAUCUGCGACUGCGUAGGAAGAGACCCGAGCGAAGCCUUGGCGUUGGUGGCGGCGGUCAAACGUAGACUGGGCAAGAACGACGCGCACGUGCAGUUACUAUCACUAACUCUACUAGAAAUGUGCGUCAAGAACUGCGAGAACUGCCACGGCGCCGUCGAGCAGGGGGCCCUACCGUCCGUCGCGAACCUCGCGCAGGCGCCGUCAAAUAUCGAAGUCCAGACGCGAGCUUUGGAGUUAAUUCAGCAGUGGGGCGUCGCCUUCGAGCCCCUGAAGCAGAGCUACCCGAAGUUCUGCGAGACGUACUACGCGUUAAGGGUCAAGGGUUUACCGUUCGGCGAGCCGACGGACGUGCCCGUGUUCACGCCGCCUCGAACCCAGCCAUCUUUGUCAAAUGCGUCGGAGAGCGACGCGGCCCUCGCGGCCGCGCUCGCGGACGGGUCGCUGGAACGAGCCAACGCGAUCGUGAAGGUGCGCACGGAUUUGGACGUCGUCGCGGAGCACGUGUCCCUGCUCGAGUCGAUGCUGCCGAACAGCCCUGGUAUUAAGGAGGACGAGGCCAUGUCGGAGGUUGUUGGUUUUUUGGAGGCGUGCCGGCCGCGCCUCGCGAAUUUGGUCGAGGUGGGCCUGGCGGGCGGUCUGGGCGACGCGGACACGGUGGCGCACCUGCUGGCCGUGAACGACGCCGUGCAGCAGGUGUUGGCGGACGAGGCGGCGUCGGAGAACCGGCCCACACCGCCGCCGCCGCCCGCGCAGGAGGAGACGCUCCUGGACCUGUCGGCGCCGCCUCCUGCUCCUCCUGCAGCCGAGGGAUCGUUAUUAGACUUCUCGGCGCCGCCCGCGGCCGCGCCGGCGGCGGCGGCGGAGGGCUCCUUGCUCGACCUGUCGGCGCCGCCGACGAACCCCACUGUUUAAUACUUCACACAC
Messenger RNA from Pelagomonas calceolata, 1236 nucleotides. NCBI's taxonomy places the organism in Eukaryota, Pelagophyceae, Pelagomonadales, Pelagomonadaceae. The record is from the annotation of a GenBank genome assembly.